AUGGCGUCCACGGCUAACGAUGCUGUCCCAAUCGAGAUUUCAUCCCUUGCUAGUGGCUACACGCCCGAGGUCUAUACCGAUGCUGGCACGAUCGAGGCAAUCCGGAAUACACUAGCCAUCUAUGCUUUCGCUGUUGAUGGCAAAGACUUCGAUGCCCUUAGCAAGGUCUUUACCACUGAUGCAAUAGCCAACUACUCGGCGCCCCUCAACGUGUUGACCCCUCUGAAAACGAUCCAAUCUGUGCUGAGCAAAAGCCUGGGAUGUGUAACCACGCAACACCUUUACGGUACACAACGGAUCGAUGUACUUUCUCCCAUCACAGCCAAGUCGGUGACAUACUUCCGUGCCGCCCACUUCGGGAAAGGAGACAAGGGGAAUGAGGUAGACUAUGCCUAUGGCCAAUAUCAGGAUAACUGGCAACGUCAAUCUACUGGUACCUGGCGUAUCAUUCACCGCAAUCUUGUUUAUAUGGUGGGUGCAUUCUCCCACGAGCUGGCUGCCACAAAAAGUACUAACUCAAGAUCUACCUAG
This is a messenger RNA of Penicillium crustosum, 531 nucleotides long. RefSeq names its product nuclear transport factor 2 family protein. Bases 1 to 531 code for a protein of 176 amino acids. The transcript has a single exon. The record is from RefSeq and is a predicted model, not a curated record. NCBI's taxonomy places the organism in Eukaryota, Fungi, Ascomycota, Eurotiomycetes, Eurotiales, Aspergillaceae.